UUUUACGUCCAUCUUUAAUGUUGCUCCUAUACUGAGGGAGAGUGACGAGAAAGAGAAGAAGGAAAAAAUCCAGAAAUAAUUUAAUCCAAUAUUUUUAAUUUCUUCCUGGUGCUGAAAGACAAAGAUAUAAUCAAAUAUUAUACAUAUUUGAGAAAAAGGGAGAGAAGGUAUGAAGACAGUAUCAUAGCCAAGCCAUGGCCGAUAAGAGAAAACUCCAAGGUGAAAUAGACCGGUGUUUGAAAAAAGUCGCAGAAGGGGUGGAACAGUUUGAGGACAUUUGGCAAAAGCUUCACAAUGCAGCCAACGCCAACCAGAAGGAGAAAUACGAAGCUGACCUCAAGAAGGAGAUUAAAAAGCUCCAGAGACUCCGAGACCAGAUUAAAUCAUGGGUUGCGUCCAAUGAGAUCAAAGACAAACGGCAGCUAGUGGAGAACCGCAAACUCAUCGAGACGCAAAUGGAGCGCUUUAAAGUGGUGGAGCGGGAGACGAAGACGAAGGCGUACUCUAAAGAAGGUCUGGGUUUGGCUCAGAAAGUAGAUCCAGUUCAGAAGGAGAAGGAGGAAACGGAACAGUGGCUCACGAACACCAUAGACACUCUGAACAUGCAGGUGGAUCAGUUUGAGAGUGAGGUGGAGUCUCUGUCCGUUCAAACGAGGAAGAAAAAAGGAGACAAGGAGAAGCAGGAUCGUAUUGAGGAGCUGAAGAAGCUGAUUGAGAGACACCGGUAUCACAUCCGUAUGCUGGAGACCAUUUUAAGGAUGUUGGACAACGACUCAGUGCAGGUGGAGGCGAUCCAUAAGAUAAAGGACGACGUGGACUACUACAUCGACUCCUCACAGGAUCCUGACUUUAAGGAGAACGAAUUUCUGUACGAUGACCUUGACCUUGAAGACAUCCCGAUGCUGGCCACGUCUCCGCAGGGACACAAUGAAGAAGAGAUGAGCACUCCAACCUCCACCACAUCGUCCUCUCCCAUCCCUCCAUCUCCGGCCACCGCUACCACCGAGAUCCCUGAAGAGGAGAAGAAGAGAGGUCGGUCUACUGACAGCGAAGUGUGCCAGUCACCUGUGAAGAGCAGCAAUCCUCUGUCUUCUUUCUCCUCCUCUUCCUCCUCCUCCUCAGGCUUUUCCUCCUCUUCCACCUCCUCCCUCGUUUCCAUGGCAGCUGUCGUUGGGGGAACUGCGUCAGUUUCCGGGGGCAAUACUCUGCUGGGUAGCUUCAGCAGCGCGGUCCAGCAGCAUCCGCAUGGCAAGCUGUCCUCCUCCUCCUCCUCCUCUUCGUCGUCAUCGUCUUCUUCUUCCUCCUCUGUGACGUCCAGCAGCACAUCCAGUCCGCCAAGCCACCCUAAUUUGCCCUCUUCCACCACCCCCUUAUCCCUCCCUACGUCUAACUCUCAACCGUUGACAUCAGCAGGGCUUAACGUCAGCAAAGCAGGCACAGCUGUGACGAGUAGCAGUAUGCCAGGCAUGAUGCCCAGCAAUAUGGCCGCCAUGAUUUCGAGCUCGAUGCCCACUCCGUACGCCCAGGCAGCAGCUGGAAGCGGCCCGAGUGGACCCGCAGGAAACAGCAGCACUGUUUCAGCAGUGAGUGGAGCAAAUGCUAACACUAAUUCUACAGCUACCGCUAACGGGACAGUGCCGAUGGGCUCCAACGGGGGUAUUUUAGGCCUGGUACCAGCGCAGUCGACACACCAGGGAGCAGCACAGUUACCCAUUAGCCCGGUCGGAACUGUACCAGGGGGCGGAGCCAGCAUGGGCCCUGGAAACGGGGGCAGUUCAGCAUCUUCAGGGGGCAUCAUGGGUAACGUGGCACCUGCUCGACCACCCAGCGUGGUGAAACAAAACGGAGGAACAAACCCUCUAGCGUACAGCGCCGUGGUGGCCGACAGCAGCUCAGACUCCUCCCUCAGCAGCGCCAGCCUAUCACAGAGUAGCCAGCCCUCUUCCACCAGCUCCUCAGCCAAUCAAACUCUGGAUAACGGACCGACCCUGCUGAGCUCCAUCACUCUGCCUCCCUCCUCUCAGUCUCCGUCGUUUUCAGACAGCACCCCCGGUGGUGGGAGUUUACUGAACGGCCCGCACUCAUACACGCCUAACACAGAGCCGAUAAAGACACCUGAGCCUCUGAGCUCUCUGAAGGCGAUGGCUGAAAGAGCAGCUCUUGGAUCAGGACUGGACGGAGAAAUCCCACCGCUUCAUCUGACAGAACGAGAUUUGUUUUCCGGACCCUCGGCCACUCCCGGCCCCCCAGUUCCCCCCCAGCCCGCAGUAACGGAGGUCAAUCUUCCCCCUACGCUGGGGGCGUGUCCUCUAGGCCCCUGUCCCCUCACGAAAGAGCAACUGUAUCAGCAGAUCAUGCAGGAGUCAGCCUGGGGGCACAUGCCUCUCCCAUCAGACUCGGAAAGGAUCAGGCAAUACGUGAUGAGGACCCCAUGCCCUCUUUUACCUUUCCAUCAUCACACUCCUCCUCAUCACUGCGACUCCAUUGACUUCUAUCAGAGACUCUCCACCGAGACCCUCUUUUUCAUCUUCUACUACAUGGAGGGUACGAAGGCUCAGUAUCUAUCAGCUAAAGCCCUGAAGAAGCAGUCUUGGAGAUUCCACACUAAAUACAUGAUGUGGUUCCAGAGACACGAGGAACCCAAGACCAUCACUGAUGAGUUCGAACAGGGAACCUACAUUUACUUUGACUAUGAAAAAUGGGGCCAGAGAAAAAAGGAGGGCUUCACGUUCGAGUACAGAUACCUGGAGGACCGAGACCUGCAGUGACAUACAGAUCCAAUGCACAGAGAAUGGAUGGAUGGAUGAAUGAGAGCGAGAGACAGAGAGAGAGAGAGAUGGCUAUGACGACUGCAGCUGUUGACAUUCCAGGAGUGGAGUGCAGUCUGGUGUGAGGAGUGUAAAGUAGGACUUCAUCACAGAGAGAGAGAGAGAGAGAGAGAGAGAGAGACGGGGUCGAGUGCCUGUUUACACACACCUGUUUCAAUUCAAGGCCCCUUUCUUUAUAGUCUAAAAUAAGCAGAAAAACAAGAUGUUUAAUAUACUUUCAUUAUCCCCCCUGAGACCUGAAUGAAAAGCAUUACUGUUUGUUUGUGCUUCAUGAAAUGAGUCUUAUAACCUGCUGUGAUGUCAUUCAGCACCCAGGACAAAUUCUUACACUUAAGGGUAUUUUUAAAAAAAAAAAAAAAAGGACCAUGAGACACGUUAAGGUUUUAACCCGUAAAUAAACCCACGCUGGAGGUCUGUGCCGUUCUCCUCCUGGUUCUCCAGAUUCCUCCCAGCUCCCAAAAACCUGCUGGUGGACUUUACUAGAGUGUGCUUAACAAGCUAAAAAGUUUUUAUUAUUUCAUGUAUAAUUGUCCACCAGCACAUCAACUUCUAAACAGCGCAUACACGAGGUCGCUGAGGCGCAGAGUGACUUCACAGGAACCUCAGAAACCGUUCUAGCACAAAUACACAGAGAUGCUUUCUAAAUAUUUAACAUAUCGUUUCUUCAAGCUGCAGUAGUCCGAAUUCAGGAAAAUAAAUAAAUAAAUAAAAGUAAAUUAAAGCUCAGACGCGUUCAGGACUGACAAAAAGGGCAAAAGAUGGAAAACGAGUGGACACAUUAAAUUGCUAUGCAAUUGAACUCUUCUCGGCCUGCGUCACCUAAACGGCGUUAUGAUGAUUAUUAUUAUUGGCCGUCCUCGUUUUUUUUUUUUUUUUAGUUUGUUUUUUUGUAGCAUCUUUAUCUCGAGUGUGUGUGUGUGCGUGUAUGCGGGAGCGUUCGAACACGCACGUGAAUCUGGUGUCUGUUUAACAAAUGACGUGAGUUAGAUCAAUUCUCUAAUAAAACAAGUAUUCAAAAAAAUAAAAAGAUUGGUAAACGUUCAGAGCUUUAUAUAUGUCGUGACUCUUUUUUUUUGGCGAUUUCUAGCUCCAGACGUCCUUUACGUAUUCUCAGAUGAUUGGGUCACUGAAUUAAUCCACCGUUUCUAGUUACUGCUCACUUUUAGGACAUCAGAAAACAAAAAAAAAGUCCAUUUCACUUUUCCUUUCUUAUUUUAGAAAGGGAAAGAAGUAAAAUAAAUAAGCGAAAAAUCCACAGAAGGCUAAAACGACUACGUCCAGUCUCGGUCUUUUUCUUUUCUUUUUUUUUUUUCCUUCUCCUUUUCCAGCACAUGGACUGAAAGUGCAGCUGAUUUGUGAAUUUUUUUUUUUUCUCCGAAAAUAACUGAUGUAUAAAUUAAUUUCAUGGCCUUUAGUGGGGCUGAGAGUGGAGAAAAAAAAAAAAAAAAAAAUGUACAAUUUCAAUAAAAUACUUUUAUGAACCAGA
Molecule: messenger RNA, 4314 nt
Organism: Hemibagrus wyckioides
Lineage: Eukaryota; Metazoa; Chordata; Actinopteri; Siluriformes; Bagridae
Gene: cnot3a
Product: CCR4-NOT transcription complex, subunit 3a
Exons: 19
Coding region: 195-2768 (857 amino acids)
Biological process (GO): nuclear-transcribed mRNA poly(A) tail shortening; regulation of DNA-templated transcription; regulation of stem cell population maintenance
Cellular component (GO): CCR4-NOT core complex; P-body; nucleus
Source: RefSeq, a predicted model, not a curated record